Molecule: messenger RNA, 2482 nt
Organism: Penaeus indicus
Lineage: Eukaryota; Metazoa; Arthropoda; Malacostraca; Decapoda; Penaeidae
Product: apoptosis-inducing factor 1, mitochondrial-like
Exons: 5
Coding region: 1-819 (272 amino acids)
Biological process (GO): apoptotic process; mitochondrial respiratory chain complex assembly
Cellular component (GO): cytoplasm; mitochondrion
Molecular function (GO): NAD(P)H oxidase H2O2-forming activity; FAD binding; protein dimerization activity
Source: RefSeq, a predicted model, not a curated record
AUGAGAGAAAGUGGUCUCUCGCCUAGUGAAAUUUCCAGGGCGUUGGGUAUCUCCCGGUCUAUUAUUUACAAGUGGACAAAGUGGUGGGAGGAGGAGGGCACCCUGAACAAUCGCCCUCGCUCCGGUGCUCCACGAAAGGCAACCGAAGAUCAAGAUGCUCAGAUCAGGGAGAUGGUGGAGGCGAACACCUUCACCAAUGCAGUUGAAGUUCAAAAACUGUUCGACUUGUUACUGGGAGUUACAGUGACCAAAGGAUUGCAUGCAGAUGGUAUUAAUCAUCGAACACGAGCGACCAAAGGGAGGUUGACCGAACGUCAUCGCCAAGGUCGCCUCCAAUUCGCCCAGCAGUAUGUAGACUAUGACCCGGAUUACUGGCGAUGGUUGGUACAGCUGGAAAUGUGUCAGAGCAAGCCAUACUGGCACCAGUCCAUGUUCUGGUCUGACCUGGGACCCGAUGUUGGCUAUGAGGCUAUUGGUAUUGUGGACUCCUCCCUACCAACAGUAGGUGUGUUUGCUAAGGCCACUGAGAAGGACACACCAAAGGCAGUGGUUGAAGCUACUGGAGAAGGCAUGCGGUCAGAAACUGAAAGUGCUGCAGAAAGUGGCACCAUAGCACAUUCCAGCGAGCCCCAUGCCCCAGUGUCUGGUGAAGAUUAUGGCAAAGGAGUUGUUUUUUAUCUGCGAGACAACAUUGUCGUAGGCAUUGUAUUAUGGAAUGUAUUCAACCGUAUGCCAAUUGCAAGGAAGAUCAUUAAGGAUGGCAAGAGUUACGAUGAUCUCAGCGAAGUGGCAAAGCUCUUCAGUUUGCAUUCAGAAUAGGGAUGACAGUAGCUUCUCAGAUUGUUACUAUUUUUGACAUGGGUUCCUAGGAGUCAGUACUUUUUUUACAGAUGAACGUAAAUACCAAACAUUUAGAAAUGAAGAUUGUUACGUGUAUAUAGAAUGAUACUGUGAAGUCAGCUACUGAACUAUGGCUUGUGUGCUCAACAAAACUAGAUUACAAAACAUUGCCAUCCAAGCGACUGUAAAUGCUUGUGAAUUUCAAGAUCACUAUUAACUUUACAGAAACCUUGCACAUCUUACUUUUGAAUAUAGUUUGGUAUUUUCGCACAAUUCAAGCUUACAGUCUGAAAGACUUCCGUUGGUAUCACAUUAUGGUUGCAGAACUAAUGGUAUGGGGAGCUUCUUGCUAUUUCAUGAUUGUAAACUAUUGAUUGAUUCUUACACAUGUGCCAGAGCUGCAAGUGCAAAAGUUAAGCAGUAGUUUAAGUUAUAUGGAGUUAAACAGCAAAAACUGAAUAUUUCCAAGGUGCCAUAGCUGCAGACACCAUAGAGGCAGAGAGCUGGUUUUCAAAGAAAUGUUAAUUUAUGUAGGAAGUGUUUAAAAUAUGUUGCUGAUAGAAUGAGCAAAAUGGCAGUGCUUUUCAAUUUUGUAAUUUAGGAAAAUAACAUGAAGUCGACAAUUAAAGAAUAUAUGAAAGGAUGCUUUUGUUGAUUUUAGUGUUGUGGUUAGUGAUUUUUUUUUCCAUUAUUAUUACUAUUGUAGUUAUCAUUAUUAUUAUUAUUAUUAUUAUUAUUAUUAUCAUUAAUAACAUUAUUAUUGCUCAAAGCAGAUUUAGUAGAAGGGAAGGUUAGUUGCUUUGUCAAUUAUACCUAGAAACAAGGUAUUUUUGCAAACUGUACAAAAGUAAAAGUCAUCACAAUUCUUAUGAUUUAUGUAAAAGGAACUGGACAGAAGGUAUUGCUACAGUGCAUUAGUCUUCAUCAUUCCUAAAUGAACCAUAGCCAUUACCCAUAUACCAGAGGAUACCAUCUACAGGCUUGAUUUCAUCUUCAUCUUUAUCCCCCCCACCCUUUUUUUUAGGGAUGUAGUUGAACGCUGAAAAGCAAUUCCAUGUUGACACGAUGGAAAAGGAACCCAUAGUACAUCCAUACUGGUUUACUUAGAGAAGUUAACAGUUUGGAAAUCAGGGACUUCUGUGCUUAUGAAUGGUUCUUGAUUGACUUCUUACGGGUUCUGCCGACAUUGUGAGCACUAAUGAUUAACGCCCAAAGCAUAUUUUAUGCCAUAAGGUUAAAUACUGGAGUCUUAAUAAAAAAAAACAAAAAAACGUGAAGUCAUGGAAAAAGUUAAUGAAUCAACAAUGUUCUGUUAACAUGUUUGUCUCGCAUCUAAUGUUAGAGAAUCCUGUGAUUACCUAACACCCCAUCCUGCUUGCAAAGAAGGUGAGGGAGGUGUUGCAUGUUACUUUUUUGUCUAUCAUUUUUCAUCUUUACACCAAGUCUUCCUCACAAAGAUUUUAUUUGCCAAAAUUAACUUGUUGAAGCAUUUGCCAGUGCUCAUUUGUGCAUAAAACAAAAUCCAUCACAUGUGAGUUGUGUGUAAAUAAGAUAUUCUACUGAACACAAAAAGCGGCACAUUGUACAUAGUGUAAGUGGCAUAAAAUAAAUGUUAGAUUCUUAGUACAAAGUAUUUUACUAA